This is a messenger RNA of Rhincodon typus (whale shark), 1261 nucleotides long. Its product is annotated as hydroxyacyl-CoA dehydrogenase trifunctional multienzyme complex subunit beta. Gene Ontology annotation, molecular function: acyltransferase activity, transferring groups other than amino-acyl groups. NCBI's taxonomy places the organism in Eukaryota, Metazoa, Chordata, Chondrichthyes, Orectolobiformes, Rhincodontidae. The transcript is spliced from 10 exons. The record is from RefSeq and is a predicted model, not a curated record. Gene Ontology annotation, biological process: fatty acid beta-oxidation. The coding region runs from base 60 to 1082 and encodes 340 amino acids.
UGUAAUAGGCCUCACUUGGAGCGGGGUUUUCUGACAAAACUCCAUCCCACACAGUUACCAUGGCUUGCAUUUCCUCCAAUCAAGCAAUGACUACAGCUAUUGGCUUAAUUGCUUCUGGUCAGUGUGAAACGGUGAUAGCCGGUGGGGUGGAGUUCAUGUCAGACGUUCCCAUUCGUCACAGCAGGAAAAUGAGAAAGACUUUGCUUUCACUUAAUAGAGCUAAGACAAUAGGACAAAGAUUGUCUCUCCUUGGAAAAAUCCGCCCAGACUUCUUUGCACCAGAGCUUCCAGCUGUAGCUGAGUUCUCCACGAGCGAAUCUAUGGGUCACUCUGCAGACAGACUUGCGGCAGCAUUUGGUAUAUCACGUGCAGAACAGGAUGAGUUUGCUUUACGUUCCCAUACUUUGGCCAAGAAAGCAGAAAAUGAGAAGCUACUUAAGGAUGUUAUCCCAUUCAAAGUGCCAGGUCGUCACACGGUCACUAAAGACAAUGGAAUUAGACCAUCAUCAAUUGAACAGAUGGCUACAUUGAAGCCAGCAUUUAUCAAACCACAUGGAACUAUUACUGCUGCCAAUGCUUCAUUUCUGACAGAUGGUGCAUCAGCAGUGUUGAUAAUGUCUGAAGAAAAGGCACUAGCUAUGGGCUACAAACCACUUGCAUAUCUGAGGAAUUUUGUAUAUGUUUCUCAGGAUCCUAAAGACCAGUUGCUUCUAGGGCCAGCAUAUGCCACUCCUAGAGUGUUGGAAAAAGCUGGAUUAACUCUUGAAGAUAUUGAUGUCUUUGAGUUCCAUGAAGCUUUCGCAGCACAGAUCCUCUCGAAUAUGAAAGCUAUGGAUUCUGACUGGUUUGCAAAAACCUAUAUGGGUAGAAAAUCAAGGGUUGGUGUUCCUGAAAUGGAUAAGUUUAACUGCUGGGGUGGUUCGUUAUCUCUGGGACAUCCUUUUGGUGCUACUGGUUGCCGCCUUGUGACAACAGCUGCUCACAGACUGAUCAAGGCAGGUGGACAGUAUGCACUCGUUGCAGCUUGUGCUGCCGGAGGACAGGGUCAUGGAAUGAUUGUAGAAACCUAUCCUCAAAAAUGAAAAGUGUUUCGGAUUUCUGAAUUAAAUCAAUGCCAUUCCAAUGCAGUGGAGCAUUAAAUGAAGAUGACCCAAAAUAUUCUGCCAGACUGAGCAGAAAACUUUUUAAGAUACCACCUAUGUUUGUCAAUUAAAAUUUAAACAUUGCAUCUGUCAAUAAAAUGAGUUCUGGAGGUCUUUUA